AUGACCGUCACAGAGAAGAUAAAGGAGGCCGUUGGUCUUGCCGGCGGCGAGCCGAAGAAGGCUACCCGCGAGGAGAUGAGCGCCGCACGCCUGCCGCUGCCGUACCGAGAUUCCUGCGCACAUCUGCUGAUUCCCCUCAACCGGUGUCGGUACGAAGAGUUCUACCUGCCGUGGAAGUGCGAGAACGAGCGACACUCGUACGAAAAAUGCCAGUACGAGGAAUUCAAGGAGCGGGUGCGAAAGAUGGAGGAAUUGAGGGCAGCCAAGGGCGGGCAGCGGAGCAACUGA
Molecule: messenger RNA, 288 nt
Organism: Trematosphaeria pertusa
Lineage: Eukaryota; Fungi; Ascomycota; Dothideomycetes; Pleosporales; Trematosphaeriaceae
Product: putative NADH-ubiquinone oxidoreductase B18 subunit
Exons: 3
Coding region: 1-288 (95 amino acids)
Cellular component (GO): mitochondrion
Source: RefSeq, a predicted model, not a curated record